AUGUCCUCCAUCACACUUCGUACUCCUCUACGUCGCCUACCGCUUUCUGCUCGUCAGACAUGCUUUAGCAGCUGUAGACAAUUCAGCUCCUCCACAUCCCGGGCAAAGGAGAUCCAAGACGCAUAUAUUCUUAGUGCUGUUAGAACGCCUGUUGGAGUCGUAUCACCCAAGCUCGGCUCUUACGCCAUCAAAGAAGCCAUUGCCCGUUCGUCCGUCCCCGCCGAGCACAUUCGCGAUGUCUACAUGGGCCAGGUCUUGCAGGGUGGUGUCGGCCAAGCACCAGCGAGACAAGCAGCCAUCUUUGCCGGCCUUGAUCCCUCGGUAGAAGCAACAACCAUCAACAAAGUAUGCGCCUCGGGCAUGAAAGCCGUCUCAAUAGCCGCCAUGAAGAUCCAGCUCGGACUGGCCGAAGCACAAGUUGCAGGAGGAAUGGAGAACAUGAGUCAAGUUCCAUACUACUUGCCCCGAUCGUCCCAACUCCCACCUUUUGGCAAUAUCAAGCUCGACGAUGGCUUGAUCAAGGAUGGUCUAUGGGAUGUAUACAACCAAAUCCACAUGGGCAACUGCGCCGAGAAGACGGCCAAGGACCACGGUGUCACUCGUGAAGAGCAGGAUGAAUACGCUAUCCAGAGUUACAAGCGUGCACAAGAAGCCUACAAGCAGGGACUCUUCCAAGAAGAGAUGGUGCCAGUGACAAUCAAGGGCAAGAAGGGUGAUACAGUCGUCUCGGAAGACGAGNGGGUCUACAGACUUAAGCUUGAGAAGGUGCCUACCCUGAAGCCUGCCUUCGACAAGUCUGGUUCGGGCACUGUGACGGCAGCCAACAGCUCGGGGUUGUCAGACGGAGCUUCAGCACUGGUUCUCGGAAACAAGGAGAUGGCCAAGAAGUACGGCAAGGGCAACAAGUUGCUUGCACGUAUCGUGGCAACGGCGGAUGCAGCAGUCGACCCCAUCGACUUCCCGAUUGCACCAUCCAAGGUUGUCCCCAUCGUGCUCGAGAGAGCAGGCAUCACCAAGGAGCAGGUCAAGGUAUGGGAGUUCAACGAGGCCUUUGCCGCCGUGAUCAAGGCAAACGCCAAGGUACGUCUGAAGAUGGAAGUGCGGUGUCUGAAAAUCUACUUACACAAAGUACCAGNNAUUCUCGGCCUCGGUAUGGACAACGUCAACCCCAGGGGCGGUGCAAUUUCUCUUGGCCACGCACUAGGAAGCUCGGGCUCAAGGAUCCUGGUGACAUUGUUGCAUCAACUGAAAAAGGGCGAAUAUGGAUGUGCUGCCAUCUGCAAUGGAGGUGGUGCAUCGACAGGUAUCGUGGUGCAGAUGGUUGACGCGGAUGAGUUGUGA
Molecule: messenger RNA, 1341 nt
Organism: Aureobasidium vineae
Lineage: Eukaryota; Fungi; Ascomycota; Dothideomycetes; Dothideales; Saccotheciaceae
Source: the annotation of a GenBank genome assembly